Messenger RNA from Adineta ricciae, 1002 nucleotides. The record is from the annotation of a GenBank genome assembly. Lineage: Eukaryota; Metazoa; Rotifera; Eurotatoria; Adinetida; Adinetidae.
AUGUCCUAUCUCGAAACCAUCGCUGCUGCUACUUCGAUACCCCUGGAAACGUUGUCUGUUGCGGCGACCACGGUACCAAAAUCAGUUCCUGUCUUGAGUAAUAUUUUUAAAAUUUCGACGGAUAUUCGCGAGACGACGGAACGAGUAGAAACGAACAAAACACAAUGUAUGCAAUUAAGUGAACGUAUCGAUACAUUGAUUGGAUUUUUAGCGCAACGCGAUCUGUCGGAACGUUUAAAUGAAGCACUGCAUAUCGCACUUCAUCGCUUUGAAACAUUUUUGCAACGCUGUUUAGAAUUUAUCAGUACGUUCUUAGAAACAUCUUGGCUGAAACGUGUUGUGAACAAUAAAGAUUAUGAGCGGAAAUUUCAAGACUUAAAUCGGGAAUUAACCCAAUAUUCUAAUGAUCUUAAUUUCGGUAUCGGAUUAAGUAACAUGAAAAUCAAGAAGAUUCAUCAAGACGACGAAGAACAAGAAGUUCAGACAAAGGAUAUUGUUCAAGACAAAACUAAGAAAAACAAUAACGAACAAAUCAGCAUUGAUGAUAAUUUACAAAUAAAAAUAAACAUGAAAGAACCUUCGAUGGCCAUACGAAGUCUUCCUAUAAGAACUACACCGGAGCCUGUUGUGGAUGUUCCGCCAAUACAGAAUUUAAUUUUUGAAUCUGGCCUGUGGAACUAUGGAUACAAACAAUUCAAUCAAUUCUUUGGUCCGUUUCGACAGCAAGUCACUUUUAAUCGUCAAACAAAAACAGUACACGGUUACGGAAGAGACAAUGUCGGGCAGUAUAUACUAAACGGAACAUUUUCAGAAAGAACUGGACAAAUCAGAAUGACGCAAACAUAUCAGUUGGGUACGGGAGAUCCGAAACUUAAUCUUGGACAUCAAGAUCUUCUGCAAUUUAAUUUGAAUUCAUCACGCAACGUAUUCGAAGGGGUGGCCUAUUCAAAUGUUCAAGGAAAUUACGUUCCAGGAGCGUUGGUCGAAAUGUGGCCUGCCUAA